Molecule: messenger RNA, 5967 nt
Organism: Brassica rapa (field mustard)
Lineage: Eukaryota; Viridiplantae; Streptophyta; Magnoliopsida; Brassicales; Brassicaceae
Product: proline-rich receptor-like protein kinase PERK10
Biological process (GO): protein phosphorylation
Molecular function (GO): ATP binding; protein kinase activity
Source: RefSeq, a predicted model, not a curated record
UAUAUAUCUUCUUCCUCCUGGUGAGAUCCAGAGUCGUGCCAAUCAUAUUAAAGGAUGCGGAAUAAAGAUGGAAAGUACAGCCUCAUGUUUGAGGUUUGGCCCUUUCAGAGUUUUCUUUCCAUGUGGUGAAUACUUAUGGUUAUGGUUACACAGAGGUAUGUCAACGCAAAGAGACAAGAAUCUGUCCAGGCUCAGCUCCAACUUCGUAUUUUAUUUCUGGUCUGGACAAUGGCUGUUUGACAAAUUCUAUAAUGCCUCGUUCAUCCUCAUCCUUCCAAUUAGCCAAGGAUUUGCCACUAGGUGAGUCUACCUCUCUCGUUUAAGAGAUUUGGAUUUUUCUUAUUAUUGCUUUGAAAGGCUGAGUUGGUGUUUAUGGUACAACCAGAUAUCGACUCUCUCUCACAUGGACAGCGUCAAGGUGAUGCAUCAAUUGGAUAAUCUGUGCAGUCUGAUGAGAGAAAGCUCAUCAGCAGAAAGGUCACGCCUAACGAGAAUGGGAAGCAGUGAUAGCAGUAGCAGAGACUGAUCAAUCAAAAGCUUCUUAUUGUACAAUGCGAAAUCUAGUAGACUGCCUCUCGUGUUAACGUUGGCUCUUUGCAGCGUAGGGGUUGUAGUGUUUAGGAGCUGCUACGUUAACAAGCGGCAAUAACAUCUAUAAGCACUUUGUUUCUAGUCUCUUUUUUUGGGUAUUUUUUUUCUCUCUGGAGGCGUUUUGUGAGCUUCCAUGGUUUAGUACUUAGACUAUGACACCAAUUCUAGAUUAAUUUCAUUCAAUAAAGCUCAGUGUCUUAGCUUAGCAUUCAUUUUGCUCUUCUUUUAGUUCUUACAUAAUCAAAGACGAGACCUGGAUGUGAGAACAAUGCUUCUUUAGAGGCAAGUCUUGUGAAAGACUUUUUGACGAGGUAAUAAUGGUCUUUGAUGGCUUUUUAAUUCAUGUUAGCGGUUAAUAGUUACAACUUACACAACACAUGGAGUCCACUUACUCUUGUCUUUACUGCGGUUCUAAUUAAGGUUGAGAUGAUUCUCCAGUCACUAGAAUAUGAACCCAUCUCACAUGCCAUUUCGCUUCACAGUCAGAAUCAUAUGGUUAGUACAUUUGGUUAAACUUUAAAAACCAGGCAAGUUUCAAACCAAAAGUGGAAAGAGCAGGCUGCUGAGAUCGACAUAAGGAGAGAAAAUGUCAAUUGACAAACAGACAGAGAUAGUAAUCCAGUUGCAUGCUUAUAUCAAUAGUAGGAAUCUUCAAACCAAACUUCACAAGAUCAUGUUUCUUUACACAUUCUGGUUAACAUGGAUCUAAAAAGGUGAGAUAUGCUUUGUUGCUAAGAAAAGUGGAUCAGAGUUUUUCAUGUUAUUAAAAUCUUUGUUUGAGGUUCCUAAUCUGACUGUGAUGUCGUCACAACAUAACUGAAAGUUUGAAACAUACUCACAUACAUAAACUCUUUGUUGCAAAAAAAUAAAUGCGGUCCCACUAAACGUGUGCAUGUCACUGUUAAUUAUGUAAUGAAUGAAUGUUCGAAGAGAGUCAAGUCAACAGCUACAGUUCCUGGAAAGAUCUUAACUAGAGGCACCAAAUGUUGCCGUGUGUUAUUUCACUGAACACAAUUUCUCUUUUUUUUUUUUCUUCUGCAAUGAUGAUGACGAAUGAGGCUUGCUUUUUCCUUUCACACAUAAUAAUAGACCGACUGAUGUGUAAUUGUGUAUGAUACAAGGUUAUAUAAAACAUAUAUAUACAUGUGCGUAUUAAUUUCGACCGACACAAAUAUUUGUCCGGAAGAUCCUCCAUUAUCUAUGGUUAGUUGGUUACACGUUGCCGGUUACCCCAAAAGUGACUACUGAAUAAUAGUAAAAUGCUUUGUGAAUUUUACACUAAACUCUUUGUUUGGGUGAAUUUUUCUACCUGUAAGAUUGCAGAUUCUGGAAUUAUAUAUUUUAUAUUAUUAAUGUAUUGACAAUGUUAUAAGUUACGUAACUUAAGUUUUAUUUACCAUUUUUGACAGUUAAAAAUAAGAUCUCGACCAAUCUUUAAUUUUGUCAUUUUAUUCAUUCAUUUAUAUAUCAUACUUACUAAACCGGUUACCUAAAUUGAAUCGGCUGUCCGAUUCAGAUUCUUAAAUCAUCAACCAUUGGACUUGCUCCCAACUCAUAAGUGUGCACUGACGAUGGAGAAUGACAUUGUGGUGUGACCAGUGACCACUUAGAGGAAUGGAAAAUAAAAAAAAAGUGGUAAUAAAACAUAACAAAAAACAAAAGAACAUAAUAUUAAAGGCAUGUAACUGAUCUUGACAAUUGGGUUCCACAUUGUGACUUUUUUCCUUUUUUUCUUUUUUAUAUUGGCAUGUAACUGAUAUGGACAAAAUGGUCCCAAAGUUCUCAACGUCCCUUUCAUGAAAUUUAACGUCAAGCAACGAGUGAACUACUGUUUUCAGGAUUUUACAUAAUUUUCAGCACCAAUCGUACAUAUAUUAUGAACUAAAUAUACAAAUAAUUACACUUUAAAUCCAAUAGUUUAUGUCAAAUUUUUAAUUAUGAAACAAUAGUACUUAGGCAAUGGUUGUAAAAUUUCACACAUUUCACUGCAGUUUAAGUUUUUUUCUUACGUUAAAAUAAUUUCAAAUAAGGCUGUUUGUUCGUAACUGAUUUUGUAAUAUUAACACAUAACAAAAAUAUAUAUUUUUAAUUUGGUAAAUACUUUUUUAAUAAUACGAGAAAAAUAAAAAAAAAAAUGGUUAAAAAUGAAAUGAGUGAAGAAACUUUAGAUUUCCAUAUAUAGUAAUGACUUUCCUAACUAAAACAAGAUUUCAGUAUAGUAAUUAAUUAUUUGUUUGCAAACCAAUUAUCAAAAAAAUAUAGUAGGUAAUUGCCAAUUAGCGAUCUUCUUUUUGCAAAAACAAGCAAGAAAUAAAAUAAAAAUAAAGCUAAGAUUUCAUGUUGACCGUUGAUUAGACGUUACAAUAAAGCAUUCUUUUUUUCCUUUAUGAUGCAUACAAAUAUAUUAAUUAAUUUGUCUUAAGUUCCUUCCCAUAUGAAUUUUCUUUUCGUUCUGAUGACUUGUUUGAUAUUAUGAUACACACAAAUACAGUUUUGAUUCAUCCAUUCAUCUGCCUUUGAAUUUUGUUUAGUUACUUCUUUUCUUCCACACAAACAGCCUUGAUAAUUUGAAGGCUUCAGGCACACCACCAAAUCUUGUAUGCUGCGCAGACGCAAUCUCAACUGGUGAGAAAAAGAAGGAGACAAGUUGCUUACUUGGCCAUUAGCUAAGACUAGCAUAUAAUUUUCUUUUUCUGGGUGUUGCAAGGAAAAUCUUUUACAGAGAGAUCUGAAGUUUUGUUUGCAUUAAGUCUAUCACCAAGUCAGAUGGCUACACCGGUGCAGCCUCCUACGGCGGAGGUGCCACCGUCUCCACCUUUGUCUCCCGGUGGUAAUGCUGUUUCUCCUACGAGAGAGCCCAUUGAUGGCAAUUCACCGGAGAUCCCAAACCCUCCACCUCUGUCUACUCCUCCUCCGGCGGCUCCUUUAUCAUCUCCACCACCAGAACCUUCUUCCUCACCACCUCCACCUACCGGAGCUCCUCCUCCUACUCCCACGUUACCUGCUGACCCUCCACCACCACCACCACCAUCACCUGACACCUCUCCCCCUCCCAUUUCACCACCAUCGUUCCCGCCACCGGAAACAUCUCCUCCUCCUACUCCCUCUUCACUUGACCCGCCAUUAAACCCACCACCACCUGAGACCUCUCCCCCUCCACCUCCUCCACUACACGAGCCUGCCGUUUCACCACCAUCAUUUCCACCUCCGGAAGUAUCUACUCCUCCACCACCAUCAUCACCUGAGAGCUCUCCUCCACCACCAUCAUUACCUGAGAGCUCUCCUCCUCCACCAUCAUCACCUGAUCGGCCUGCCAUUUCACCACCAUUAUUUCCGCCACCGAAAAGCUCUCCUCCACCACCAGCUUCAGACCCACCUACAAACCCACCUCCGUUAGUCCCACCGUUACAUUCAUCUCCACCUCCACCAUCACUUCCUCCUCCACGUCCUCCCCCCUCCCCACCAGGCUCACUACGUCCUGCUCUCUCUCCUCCUCCACGGGAUCCAGAACAUCCUCAGCAACCUCCUCCUCCAGAUUCUAAACGUCCUCCUCCACCAGAGAAAAUCCACCCACCUUCCAAGCCAAGUCCAGCUCCCUUACCUUCUAACUCUUCUUCAUCACCCUCACCACCAUUAGUUCCAUCUCCUCCUUCUCCUCAAAAAUCUGUACCAGACUCAGGCCAUCCACCUCAAGAAAACAACCUUACUCCUCCUGUCACAAACAAUUCCAGCAACUCCGGUUUUAGUACAGUAGCUGUCGUAGGUGUGAGUAUUGGUUUGGUCCUUGUGCUGCUUGGUCUUAUUGGAGUCAUUGUCUGGUGCGUGAGGAGACAGAAAAAGAAGCUUCCUGCCAUUGGCGGUGGCUAUGUGAUGCCCUCUCCUCUAGUUUCCUCCCCAAGAUCAGAUUCAACGCCUUCCAAGACAAACUCAUCUGCCCCUUUAGUGGGAAACCGUUCUAGCAACCGGACAUUCUUUUCACAACCAGAACCUGGUGGCUUUGGUCACUCGAAGGAACUGUUCUCGUACGAAGAACUCGUCAAAGCAACAAAUGAAUUCUCAGAUGAAAAUCUACUGGGUGAAGGCGGGUUUGGUUGUGUAUAUAAAGGGGCUUUACCAGAUGGAAGAGUGGUGGCUGUUAAACAGUUAAAAAUAGGUGGAGGACAAGGCGACAGAGAGUUCAAAGCUGAGGUUGAGACCAUAAGCAGAGUACACCACAGGCAUUUGCUUUCUUUGGUUGGAUACUGUAUCUCCGAGAACCGAAGAUUGCUUAUUUAUGAUUAUGUUCCUAACAACAACCUUUACUUCCACCUUCAUGCUGCAGGAACUCCGGGUCUAGACUGGGCAACGCGUGUUAAAAUCGCUGCUGGUGCGGCUCGUGGAUUAGCUUAUCUCCAUGAAGAUUGUCAUCCUCGUAUCAUACACAGGGACAUCAAAUCAUCCAACAUUCUUUUAGAUAAUAACUUUCACCCUCUGGUUUCUGACUUUGGUCUUGCAAAGCUAGCUCUAGACUGUAACACGCAUAUCACAACUCGUGUUAUGGGAACAUUUGGCUACAUGGCUCCUGAAUAUGCAUCAAGUGGUAAAUUAACCGAAAAAUCAGAUGUCUUCUCCUUUGGUGUUGUUCUACUUGAGUUAGUCACUGGACGUAAGCCUGUUGAUACAUCACAACCCUUGGGAGAUGAGAGCCUUGUUGAAUGGGCUCGUCCUUUGCUUAGUCAUGCCGUAGAAACCGAGGAGUUUGAAGCUUUAGUAGACCCCAAGCUGGGAAGAAACUACGUUGGCGCUGAAAUGUUUAGAAUGAUCGAAGCAGCUGCAGCUUGUAUUCGCCACUCAGCUGCAAAGAGACCUCGGAUGAGUCAGAUUGUGAGAGCUUUCGACAGUCUAGCUGAGGAAGACUUGACCAACGGGAUGAGACUAGGCCAAAGUGAGGUCAUCGACUCAGCUGAGCAGUCUGCAGAGAUCAGAUUGUUUAGAAGAAUGGCUUUUGGCAGCCAAAACUACAGUACAGAUUUUUUCACUCAUGAUAUUUAUAAUAGCAGAGACGAAAACGUGUAAAUAAUAUAUCAGAAACAAAACUCAUUGGAGAUUUUGAUUUUGGCCAAGAAAUGAGAUCUCUAAGCAGAACCUUUCUUGAUUACCACCGAACCACAUAAACACUGAGAGGAAAGGUUAAUAUGAGUUUAGAACCUCAAUGCAAGUCCUCUGGUUCGUCUAGUCCAAAUCUUUUUGAAGAAGAGAUGAGAACAGGAUAGUGAGUGGUUUCAUCUUCUUACAUGAGAAGUCACCUCCUCUGCAUCUAUCUUUGCGUCUGUGAUGUAACUCAUGUCCACUCUUCUGCUAAUAAUAAAUCAACAAGGUUCUCUUCUCUUUAUGUCA